AUGUCAGCUGGUUCUGUAAAAGCUCCGUUGAUAAUCCCCCUUCGACCACUAUCACAUAAUCACCACAGCAAUGCUAUAGACAGUGCUACUCAAAUUGAGAUAUCUACAGACACUCCCAGAGCGCAGAUUUACUUUACAGUUGAUGGAUCCAGACCAGAUCCCAGGUCCUGGAAAUCUCGAAAACCACAACCUGGUCCUACUUAUCUCUAUCGGAAUUCGUUUACUCUUCAAUCCGGUUUGAAAACCAUUAAGGCGAUGGCUUUAUUACCGGACACGGGCCAGGAGAGCAAUAUAGUGGCUAAAACUUUCGAUGUUGCUGAGGCUUCUAAAGUAAAUUCAAAUGGAGAAGGCGGUGGCCAACCCAAGCCGGACGAUUAUCUUUUCGUCAAGGAACUAAAGAGGGAGAUGAAGAAGAUGCAGGUUUCUGUGAAAGAUUCCCUUCUACUGCGUAGAAAGCCUCCAGCCAAUGGGAAGAAACUCACAAUUUCAUUGGGAAGUGAGGAUGAAAAUCAAAACCCCCCGCCAGUAAGUUACCACUUCCUUUCCCUCUAUUUAAUCUCAUUCACUGUUGUCUGCAGAACGCGUCAAAACUCGGUGAGCUGUGGAGGGUCACUACAACCUAUGUCAACUUCUGCCGGCGCCAAUCUUGAAUUCUGUUCCAUCUGCGGUUCCAAAGUUCCUGUCGGCUCUACUAAAUGUCUUGUUUGCGAGUCUACAAUAACUGCGUCUCCAGAAAGCACGAAUCGUCGUAUUUGUCAAAUUUGCGGUUCCCUUAAUCCAGAAAGAGUAAAAUAUUGUCUUACAUGUGAAGCUAAUCUUCCUCAAACGCCAACUACUCUUGUGAAUAUUUCCCCAUUUCUCCGUACCUCUACUCCCAUCCCUAUUAAUAAUUCAAAGGGUUCAUCUUUUGUCAAUUGUCGAAUCUGUUCCAGACAGAAUGGCUUGAGUGCAAGGUUCUGCGAUUGGUGUGGAAUUCAAGAUCCAGGCGAAGAAGAAUUAAUCGAAAAUAUGAACUGCAUCUGUCCAAGUUGUUUCUGGCAGUCACCGAAAGAUUCAAAUUUUUGUCAUCAAUGUGGAUUUAAGCUUUCAGCACUUGAAGAAAUCAAUGGUUUUGGUGAUCAACCUACAGUUACCCCUGCUAGAUUUUUAAGAAAGACAGCGUCUACUCAGACCAUGGAACUUUCUUCUUAUAGUCCUUCUUCCAACAGUAAACCAAAGGAGUUUUCGAGAACUAGUCUUCCAAUAAUUGCCCCCGUCAGUCCUGGCAAAGGUUUGUGGCGAAUGCAGGUAGAGCAUUUGGUGGCUCAUAUAAAGGCCUACGCUAACACUGAUCCAGAAUUUCAAAAGGCAAUCAGUGAACCCCGACUAGGAAAGCUCCUUUCAGCAGAAGUCAUGGGUAAUCAACCGGAAGAGGUAUCUAUUCUCCUCACCUUCCACCAGCACGAUCCUUCAAUUCACCUCCCCACACGCAAAGGUAACGGUAGCAUUGGUGGUGAAGUGGAAGUUUUGGUUGAAGUUCCGCCUUCCGCCAAAUCGUACUACUCCUCUCGUCCCCUCAGUGGUGACCGCAAUAAUACUCCUUUAAGAAAUCCUUCCUCCGCUAGCACCCCAACUCAACAGAAUAGCCAAACAUUUCGCAGAAAGAUUGUGGCGUUGCGUUCUCCCUCAUCAACUUCAAAACUUUCAAAAAAAUCAUUCCAAGUUCAUGCUAAUAAGCCAUCGGAAGUGGAUAAUGCCUUGAUGCGUGAAUUGCGACCGGGACACAAGGCUGACAUGUACACAGUAGAACGACUUCUAAUGAACGGAGCAAACCCAUCAUGUGUGGAUCACUAUGGAGACCCAUUGGUGGUGCGAGCUGUUCGAAAUCAGCAUUUAGAGGUCAUCCAUGUUCUCGUCAAAGAUGGAAAUACCCCACUUCAUGAGGCCGUUCUAUUGGGCUCUCGGGCUGUGGAAUUCGUCAAAUUGCUUCUAAAACUCGGAGCAAACCCAAAUAAAAAGAACUCCCUCGGUCUAACGCCCCAAGAACUCGCAAUAGAAGCCAACUCACUUGCCGCAGCAGACAUUCUCGCGAAUAGAGAAAGUUGA
Molecule: messenger RNA, 2085 nt
Organism: Rodentolepis nana
Lineage: Eukaryota; Metazoa; Platyhelminthes; Cestoda; Cyclophyllidea; Hymenolepididae
Source: the annotation of a GenBank genome assembly